Amphibalanus amphitrite is the source of this 1453-nucleotide messenger RNA. RefSeq names its product prothoracicostatic peptides-like (gene Mip). The transcript has 5 exons. NCBI's taxonomy places the organism in Eukaryota, Metazoa, Arthropoda, Thecostraca, Balanomorpha, Balanidae. The record is from RefSeq and is a predicted model, not a curated record. Bases 172 to 960 code for a protein of 262 amino acids.
CGGCCGGCUGCCGGCGCGGCGGUCAGCAGUGUGCCGGGCCGCCGCAGAGCAGAGGUGCCAGACGGCUCGCAUACGAGCACAGAGGGCCGCCGCGCCCCCGCCCCGACGCACCCCGGCCCAGGCCACGGUCGGACUCCGCCGGCGCCCGCCACCACUCCAGCCGGAGCAGCCAUGUGGACUCCGUGUCUGCUGCUGUCGUGGAGCUGCCUGCUGCUGUUGACGGUGCGCGCUGGAUCGGCAGAGGCUGAACAACCGCAGGCUGUCUCGGCAGAUAAACGCGACUGGAACGCGCUUCACGGCAACUGGGGCAAACGAGACCCGUCAGAGGUCACCGGAGACCCCGAGGAUGACCGGGAGUUGAUGCGAGAGGUCGCCAAAGGGCUGGUGUUAUCUGCAUACGAGCCGGAGGAUAAGAGGAAGUGGAACAGCUUCACCGGCUCCUGGGGCAAGCGGGGGGCCAAGUGGAACGGCUUCGCUGGCUCCUGGGGAAAGCGGUCCAAGUGGAACGACAUGGGCCCGUCCUGGGGCAAGAGAGCCAAGUGGGAAAACUUUGGCGGAUCGUGGGGAAAGCGGAGCAAGUGGGACGACAUUGACGACGACUCCUUGGAAAAGCGGGCAAAGUGGGACAACUUUGGCGGAUCCUGGGGCAAGAGGAAGAACUGGGAUAACUUCAACGGCGCCUGGGGCAAGAGGAAAGGCUGGGACAGCUUCAGCGGCGGAUGGGGCAAGCGGUCAGCGUGGAACAACUUCGGCGGCUCGUGGGGCAAGCGGUCCGUGUCGACGCCAGAGCUUCAGGAGGCUGCGGAUCGUUUAGAAAAGUUUAUUGUAAGCCAUUACGAACCAUCGCCAGAAGUCGAGGUAUCUUCUGGUGAAACACAAGCGAAGAAACGAAAAGAUUGGACACAACUCAACGGCAUGUGGGGAAAACGGUCUUCACCAAAGGCGCUUCUGCUGGCGUGAGGCGCUAGGGCCACCCACAAGCCAACCUCCUACAUGUCAUGACGUCACUACCAACCAUCCCGGCCACCGACCAGCGGCAUGACGUCAUCGCCUCUGACCUGCUGGUAUGACGUCACGGGUCCGGCCGGCUCGGCAGCCGUACAGAAGGACGUCCACUGUGACGUCAUAGUGACGUCACUGGAUCAACACGUGGCGUCGUUAGGGGUGACGAGCCGGGCCGAGACGAGGCGUGCCGUGUUCAACAGCCAGCGGAGCGCCUCGUCAGCCACAUUCUAUGCAUAGCGGAUACGUUUGUUCUGUCAGCACCAAUCAUAGCCCCGAAUGGUGCUGACGUCACGCUUCGUGGCCGACGGCAGAAAUUCAUGACGGCAUGUACUGGCUGUCACCGUUUUCAAUAACUUGAACAGAUUGUCAACCGUGAAAAAGCGUUAUUGAAUUGCCAUAGCUCGUGAAACUGAACAAACUGAACAAUAAACCAUGUGAUUUGAAACUU